Molecule: messenger RNA, 962 nt
Organism: Mesocricetus auratus (golden hamster)
Lineage: Eukaryota; Metazoa; Chordata; Mammalia; Rodentia; Cricetidae
Gene: Npw
Product: neuropeptide W
Exons: 3
Coding region: 1-870 (289 amino acids)
Biological process (GO): feeding behavior; G protein-coupled receptor signaling pathway
Molecular function (GO): G protein-coupled receptor binding
Source: RefSeq, a predicted model, not a curated record
AUGGCAUUGACUGUGUGCAGCGCCCAGUGCAGCGUGGCCCCGGUGUGCGACAGCUGCCAAGAGAGCCAGGCGCGCUGUGAGACCCUGGGCUCCCUGCUGCUUGAGGGCUCAUGCAGGAAGGCCCCUCCGGGGGCCCGCAGUUCUUCCAGGGCAACCUCCAUGGCACGCGUGCGGGCCAUGACUCUGGACAGCGGAGAGACAAUAGUCAUAGGACUGACUAGUCUCCUCCAGCCUCCUGACCUCCGACGUCCUAAUUCCACUGCAGGCAUAAACCCUGUUCUUGGCCUAGCCCGCCAAGGGGCCAUAGACGUGAGCGCGCUGGCGCCGAGCGGAGAAGUGCGGGGCCCCGGGCCGGGGGUUCCUGUGAAUCGGCCCCUGCUGCGGCUGCUGCUGCUUGUGCUCCUGCUGCCACUGCCCUCCGGGGCCUGGUACAAGCACGUGGCGAGUCCCCGCUAUCACACCGUGGGACGCGCCUCGGGUCUGCUCAUGGGGCUGCGCCGCUCGCCCUACCUGUGGCGCCGUGCCCUGGGCGGGGCCGUUGGCCCGCUCUCCCGGGACACUCUGGUCCCGGGGCCGGUCACCGGCAGCGCUCUUCACCUGCUUCCUUCGCCGGUGCAGGAGCUGUGGGAGGCAAGACGCCGGAGCUGGCGGGCUGGGCUUCCCGUCUACGAGUCCCAGAGUCCGCGGGACCUGCAGCGAGCCCGCCAACCGGAACAGUCGCUGAGCCUGCGAUCCUGGAUCUCAGCGGAGUCCGCUAGAGCUUUGGGAGAGACGCUUCGCGCCCAGCCAUGGUUUCUGCAGCACAUCCUCAAUGCCGACCCUGACAGACUCCAGGACCGUCCCAAGAACUUACAGCGCCUCCGUGCCUGACCUAGGCAGAAGCCGUCACGACUGUUUCCAGGGAGCACAGCUUCAGCCAGUCCUCGUGGUCUGGUCAAUAAAACCAACCUGAUUCUUGCGCC